AUGUCCGCCAACUCGCUCGCCGCCCUGCGCAAGUCGCCCCAGAGCGCCGAGCUCGCAGAACUCGCCGAGAAGCACCUAGAGCAUGACCUGAAGCCCCAGGACCGAGACGCCCUCAAAUCAGCUGCGGCGAAGGUCAGCUUCCAUGCGACGGUCGGCUCGCUCGUUGGUCUAGGCCUUGGCGUCUUCAUGGCCUAUCGUCUGCGCCGCGCUCGCGCCGACAUGUUCGCGGCCUUCCGCGCUGCUGAAAAGCCGACCCAUGUCCAAUUUGCCGACGGCCGAACAAAACCCAUCCCCAACAUUGCGCCCUUCCUGAAACCGUCGACAGCGGGCGACAUCGCGACGUACGGUCUCCUUGGCCUCGGCAGCCUAUUCCUCGGUGGCGAGACGGGCUUUCUGACGGGCUCAUGGUCGGCGACGUGGGCCAUUUCUCGUGACGCCGAGAGCAGACAGCGCAUCGAGACGGCCUUCCGCCGGUUCAGGGCCGAUGUGCUGCGCAAGCAGGCCGAUCAGCUAGACGGCGGAUCCAAGAUUACCGAUUUCCUGUCAUUCUGA
Verticillium alfalfae VaMs.102 is the source of this 552-nucleotide messenger RNA. RefSeq lists its product as hypothetical. The record is from RefSeq and is a predicted model, not a curated record. The transcript is spliced from 2 exons. The coding region runs from base 1 to 552 and encodes 183 amino acids. NCBI's taxonomy places the organism in Eukaryota, Fungi, Ascomycota, Sordariomycetes, Glomerellales, Plectosphaerellaceae.